UCUUGAACGGAAGUCGCUAUCAGAAGACUACAAAUUUAAAUUGAAAAUGUCAUCCAAAAAACGUCCAAAUGGGUUCUAUAUGUUUAUGCUGGAAGAACAACAAAAUAUUUAUAGAAACACCAAACGGAAGCCUUCAAUGAAAGAGAUGCCAGAUCUUUGCUAUGCUAAAUGGCUGUCCCUGUCUAACAAUGAAAGAGAAAUGUAUGAGGCCCAGGCCAAGCGUGAACCCACAAACUAUGGGAAACAAGAUUGUCUCAGACAGUUUAUAGCUGGUCGAGCCAACCCAGCUUUGGAUGACUUAACUCGAAGACGGCAGGAGAUCAAAAUGUUGCAAGGUUUGCUUCAGCCUGCGAACAAAAAAAGCACAGAACUGCGCACCACUAAAUUCCUUCUAGUGGAUUUCCAAGUAAUGUACGAUGAAGGGAAUGAACCACAUAUUCCAAUGGAGGUUGGGUUAGUGUGGAUCUCCUUGCAGCACGGCAUACUAAGAGAGUUUCAUAAAGUCAUCAACCCAGGAGAGCCCCCUCAAGGAAACAGGUCCAUAGCCAUUGAGUUUGCUGAAAAACAUCACCAGAUCCCCAUUGAUGAUGAACGAGGAGAAACUAACAUGAAAAGUCUGUGGCAGGAAAUUGAAAGAUUUUGUCAGCCAGAUGAGGAUAGUAUAGAUAUACUUUUUUGUCUGUCAGCUCACAGGGAUAGAGUUGAGAACUGUUUAUACUACAUACAUGACCGGGGUGCACCACACGAGCCUGACACUUUAACAAAGAUCUACUGUGUUGAAGAUCUGGUGCUUACUUUGCUGGAACUGUCCAUGGCUUUGAAGGAAAGACCUGCUGUCUCACAGAUUUACGAUACCCUCAUACAAAACAGAUGGGACUACACCGGAUGCAUUAGAUGUCAUUUCCAUCAAGAAGCUGACACACCUUUCUGUUCAAUAGCCAUUGUCAAGAGGUAUAGUUUUGUCAUAUUUGACUUGCUGGCCAACAUGUUUGGUUGUGAUUUAAGCCCCCGUCAUAUGCCUGAUGAAACGAAUGGCUCCUUUUUGUUGGUGCCCCUGGGAAAAAAGAAUGAGCCAGAUAGAAGAGCACGAGGGCCAAGGUUUGGCAGAUCUGAGUCUGUCAGGGCCAUUUCACCCCCACAGCUUGAGCGAACAGCAACUGAGGCAAUUGAACGCGUAACGAUAAGCUUAUCAAGUGAUAGUGAUUCAGAUGAGUUGGAGGUUGAGAUAUCAGAAAUCAAAUCCUCCACUUUAAGAGAACUUCGCCCUCCUAGGACAGCCCCAUUUUCCAGCCACUUAAGCCAGUCAGCUCAUGGAUUAUCUGCUGCACUGCCUUUUGGCAGAGGAGUAACUGUGGCCCUCCCUACCACCUCUGCUUCUUCUGUUACCCCACCACCUGGGUUCAUCAGAGCUGGGAAUCUAGUCAAACCAGUUGCUGUCAGACCUGGCUCCAGUUAUAGUUCCUCUAUGAAGCAUUGUUAUUCCAGUGGAGAUAUGCCUCAAGGACCCUAUAGCUCACGGCCAGGAGUAGACUUUGAAGAAACAUCAUCUCAUAGCUUUAGUCGUGGAGAUCCUAUGGGACGAGGCAGAGAAGCCUUCAACCAGAUGGUGACUAAGGGAUUACGAGGCAGAGGAAGAGGACUACCGCCCCAGUCCUAAAAGAAAAUGUAAAAUUAUUUUUGUGUGGCUGUACUUAUUCUUGCAGAUGUGAUAACGAUUUCCAUCUCAAAUUGUCUGAAUUUAGGGGUCUGCACAAAAUUAUAUCAAAAAAUGUAUAUUAGUGAAAAAGUAAUGAAUGCUUUGCCAGCCAAUGAGAAAACAUUGAAUAGAUUAUGUCUUAUGGCUGUUAAGAAAUGUAUUUUUGUAUCCUUUUCUUGUGAACUUUAAUAAAUUCAAUGGUCCCCAUGCUAGCCAUGCCAAUUGAUCUCACUAAUAUAUUUAUUCUCAAGCAAGAAUGACUUAAUCUUAAGUUGUAUUACAAAAUCAACUGGGUCUUAUGCAGCUCAUGGCAAAACAGAAUAGUUAUGAUUUAGUAAGUUAAGAUUAAAUUGCCUAUCUUUAAGUGGCUUUGCCGAAACAUGUAUCAGCCACUGCAUAUGUUUGUGAAAUAGUGCUAGUCAGAGCACUUUGUUGAUAUUAAGUUUGGAAUUAGAAUUGACAUGUUUUUGUUAACUUUUUUUCUGUUUGUUGUUUGAUAAGUUUAUAACAAACAUUUCAUUAUUUCAGUGCCAAUAAAUUUGAAGUUUGUUAUUUUAUAUUCAACCUGUUAUAAAUUUGUUAAUAAAAUAAACUAUUUAAAUCUUUCAA
Biomphalaria glabrata is the source of this 2305-nucleotide messenger RNA. Its product is annotated as protein maelstrom homolog. Gene Ontology annotation, molecular function: sequence-specific DNA binding. Lineage: Eukaryota; Metazoa; Mollusca; Gastropoda; Planorbidae. Gene Ontology annotation, biological process: piRNA processing; male meiotic nuclear division; regulation of miRNA-mediated gene silencing. The record is from RefSeq and is a predicted model, not a curated record. The coding region runs from base 47 to 1657 and encodes 536 amino acids. The transcript is spliced from 14 exons. Gene Ontology annotation, cellular component: P granule; nucleus.